AUGGCGGAUGUCCUAGGGGCACCGAGACCGGUUCCCAGUGGCGGCCCAGAGCCCCGGGAUCCCCUGGACUGCUGGGCCUGCGCUGUGCUGGUCACCGCCCAGAAUCUGCUAGUGGCUGCCUUCAAUCUACUCUUGCUGGCGCUGGUGCUGGGGACCAUCCUGCUACCCGCUGUCACCAUGCUAGGCUUCGGCUUCCUCUGCCAUUCCCAGUUUCUGCGCUCCCAGGCACCCCCUUGCACCGCGCACCUGCGGGACCCAGGCUUCACAGCUCUGCUGGUCACCGGAUUCCUGCUCCUCGUGCCGCUGCUCGUUCUUGCUCUGGCCAGCUAUCGCCGCCUCUGCCUGCGUCUCCACCUAGCCGACUGCCUGGUGCCCUACAGCCGAGCCCUCUAUCGGCGCCGGCGCACCCCGCAGCUACGGCAAAUCCGGGCCUCGCCAGGGUCCCAGGCCGUUCCCACAUCAGGAAAGGUAUGGGUUUGAGGAACCUCGAGUCAAGAACCACCCUGACGACUGCCUUCCAUUUCCGUUGGCCCAAGAACUUGAAACCUGGGGGUCUCCCAAACUACCCUGCCCCCACCUCUGCCUAAGUGGGUCCUAGCAUCCCUUUGGCAAACAGCAGCAUCUGUGGACUCAAUGCUGGUGAAAAUUCACAUCCUGGAAAACCCCUUUCUUUUCACUACCCAUAUCUAAAUCUUGAAUAUCUGGGCUGGACCCUGCACAUACCGACCCCCACCCCAAUCCUGUGAAUAGGACAACUGAUCCUCACUGGUGCCCUCCCU
Molecule: messenger RNA, 779 nt
Organism: Molossus molossus (Pallas's mastiff bat)
Lineage: Eukaryota; Metazoa; Chordata; Mammalia; Chiroptera; Molossidae
Gene: TMEM88
Product: transmembrane protein 88
Exons: 2
Coding region: 1-480 (159 amino acids)
Biological process (GO): negative regulation of canonical Wnt signaling pathway
Cellular component (GO): plasma membrane
Molecular function (GO): PDZ domain binding
Source: RefSeq, a predicted model, not a curated record